CUUGUGUACAGCUUUCAACCACCCUCCUCCUUCCUCUCUCUGCCCCAUAAUUCUCUCACAUAAACUGCAAAAAAGUAAAGAGAAGCCAAAAAAAACCGGAAACACAUACACAGGUGUGUGUGUGUGUGUGUGUGAGUAUGGAAGGUGUUUCUGCUAGGAUAUUCACGAAGAUGAAAGAAUACUGGAGUAGGAGAGGGUACGAGAGGAUAAAUGGGUCAGGUCGGACUCGGAGGAGUUGGCCGGUGGAGCUGGGUUCGGUUAGCACUACUUCAAGGAGGAGGAGGAGGUUUGCUUGGCGGAUCAAGGUCAAGCCGAAGCUUAAAGCCUUGAAAAUGUCUUCUCCGAAGAGGUUUUUUGUCUGGCUACGGGAUGCCUACGUGAAGAUGAUGCUUGGGUUUGCUAAUUCCAGGGCGAUAGGAACUGCAGGGUACGGCGAUGGGAUUGGUGCCCGCCCAAUCAAGGAGUAUGAUGAGAAGAUGAUCAUUGAGAUCUACAAGUCGCUGGUGAUGGCACAGGGUCAGUUGGUGCCCCGCGAUGCACCCACGCUUGGCUCCAUGCCUAAACUUACUGCUAUUGCAGAGUAGAUGCCAUGUAGGGUGUUUUUUUUUUUUUUUAUGGACAGAAUAAAUCAAUCCAGAAUCAGAUUGUUAAUUGUUCCAUAAAUUUCCCUAAGGAAGAGGGAAAAGAAUUAUAAUAUAAUGUCCUCUUUUUCUACACCGA
Populus trichocarpa (black cottonwood) is the source of this 720-nucleotide messenger RNA. RefSeq lists its product as uncharacterized. NCBI's taxonomy places the organism in Eukaryota, Viridiplantae, Streptophyta, Magnoliopsida, Malpighiales, Salicaceae. Bases 138 to 584 code for a protein of 148 amino acids. The record is from RefSeq and is a predicted model, not a curated record. The transcript has a single exon.